CAGUUCUCCUGCAGUUGAAUGAUUUGUCUCCAUCAGGAUCAAAUUCAGAAUGAAUAUCCACCGUGUUCUGUUCUUCUGCUUCUUCUCAGCACUGUGUGGUGGAAACACUGGGCUCGUCAGCACAAAAGUCUACAUUUAUACAGGAGCUGAGGGAGGAACUGGUGCAAUUAAUUGCAACGUGUCUCUGUCUGGAAGCAGGAAGUUCUUCUGUAAGAACGAAUGUAAAGCAGAAGAUAUUCUGGUUAAAACAGAUGAUGUCAGAGCUCAGAGUGGCAGAUACAGCAUUAAAUACAGAAACGGAUCUUCUGGAAGAGGAAUUGUGUCUGUGACCAUCACAAAUCUGACCAAGUCUGACUCAGGACGGUACAGGUGUGGUCUGGGCGGGACUUCGGAUCCAGAAUCAUUCAGGGACUUUGAGGCCAGAGUUUCAGAUGCACCGCUGGCUGGGAACUCUGGUUUUAUCCGAACAUUUACUGAAAGAGAAAACGUCACACUUGCAUGCGUUGCAGAGACUAAAUAUGGAAGACAGAAGUUCUUCUGUAAGAAUAAAUGUAAAAAAGAAGAGGACAUUAUCAUUGAAACAGAUGGGAACAGAACUCGGAGUGGCAGAUACAGCAUCGAAUAUAAAGAAGGAUCUGGACUGUAUGUGAGCAUCACACGAGUGACAAAGUCGGACACAGGAAUGUACAGGUGUGGUUACGGCAGAGCUUUGUCUCCAGAUUUGCACCGCAGGAUUCGGCUCAUUGUCAUAGAUGCAUCUAAUUUCACAUCGUCACCAGCUUUCCCUGAAACGACCAACCAGCCAACAGCCCUCUCCCAUGUCUCUUAUCCAGGUUACUUCUUGCCUCUGGUUGUGUGCCUGCCCUUGGUUUUUGUGCUGUUGGCUGUUUCUCUGCUGGUCAUCUACAAAUGGAAGACAAGGAGUAACAUUGGUUUGAACACCAGAGGAAAUGCAGGCAGCGUACAGAUGGAGUCUUUCAUCUAUGAGAACUGUCGGACUCCACAUGCGAAGACUCCUUCUACCACAGCCUCGAUCAAGUGAACAGGAUCAAACCUAGAUUUUAAAACAGAAUACAAAUGGUAAUAUUUGGAUUUGAAUCUUGGUUUUAUACUGUGCAGCUUAUAAUGUGGUGCAAGGUUCCAUUUUGUUCCCUUUUUAUUGACAGAUAUUAUCUAUAAAUCAUAUUAUCACCUCUCUGCUAAUGAUGCAGAGCUGAUCAUUUGUCUCAGGGUGUUCAGCAUUUUAUCACUUGAUUAUUCUGAAAUGUCAAAUCUGUCUUCAGAAAUGUAGGUGUUGGUUAUUCUUUCCCAAACUUUGAGAAAAACAUAAAUAAAUCAAUACAGUCCAGCAUUUACCAGUUACUCAAUAAGUCAGACCAAGUGUCAUUUGGCAAUGAAAGCCAAGAGGAGCAAUUCUUUCCAGAUAUCUUAUAGUUUCUAUUUCAUUGUAACAACAUCCCUCUUGAUUGUAUUGGCUGGUUAAUAUCUGCAUGCUUAAAGACACUUAAACAACUUAAUUCAAAUGAUACAUCUGGGAUAGUCUGACACCAGCAAAUGUAUUGUCACAAUUGUUAAGUUGUUUUGUGUAAUAGCCUGAGUUUGAGUAGAGUAUUUUUGAGGAUGCAUUAGCUAAAUGACGCCACAAGAGGGAGUGUCCACUUCUGUUAGAGCUAGUAGGGCUGCAUGAUGCUUCAGCCCCUCAUAUAGAGAACACCAUGCUGAAGGCUCACAAACAUUUCCUGUCUCUGCUUUUCCUGUACAAAACGGGCGAGUAGUGUGUCAGAUAUUUUGCUGAAAUACAUUUAUAAGGACCUAAAAGACUUUAUUAUGUUGUUCUGACAAUAUGUAAUGUUAAUGUGUAAAGUAGUGGUUUAUUCAGUUGAGAGACUUUGAAUUGAAGUGUUGCUCCCCUGUUAAAGGUGUAACCACCAUGGCGGCCUUCCCAUCAAUGUUCAUUUCUUUUAUGGCCAUUGCUCCUGGACAUGUACACCUUUUAUCGGUAUUUGUUAAAGGUAAUGGUUGUAAAGUAUGGUUCUUUCAAGUUUGGUGAAAUCUAAUCCUAGCUAGUCCUUGUAUGCCUCUGUAUUGUUGAUAUUUUGUAUUUAAGAAUGUAGUAAAAGUGUGAAAAAAGUAGGCUUAACAGUAUUAAUGCUACUGGAUGAAUAUGAUUUAGGAGCUGAUCAACAGAAUAGGUGUGAGUCAUAAUACAAGUUAAGACUAGGAUAGUUGAAGUAUUUCUGUUGAACUUAACAAAUUUUUACAUUAAAAUAAUUUGAAAAAUAUGUUAUUUCUACAGUUUUGACAUAUUAACCUCUGUGCUGUAAUGUGAUGCAAAAUGUGUCAUUUGUUAUGAAUUCUUCUCCAUACAAGUCAUCGAAGCGCAGCCAUGAAAGUGUCAGUUAGAGCGAGUCCUAUACUGCGCUGUGAUUGGCCAGCUGCAUAUUCAACCGUAUACUUGAUCUUCUGCAUGUAAAAUUGACUUGUUAUGAACUUUACUAAGAGGAUAAAUAGUAAACUGGAGAGAUUAAA
Micropterus dolomieu (smallmouth bass) is the source of this 2529-nucleotide messenger RNA. RefSeq names its product polymeric immunoglobulin receptor-like. Bases 50 to 1042 code for a protein of 330 amino acids. The transcript is spliced from 6 exons. The record is from RefSeq and is a predicted model, not a curated record. Lineage: Eukaryota; Metazoa; Chordata; Actinopteri; Centrarchiformes; Centrarchidae.